GGAAAUAGCAUUAUGAGGAUUCUUAGCGUUGCUGCUUUUGCUGCAUCUGGAUAUGCUUCCACCGAUGGAAGAAUUUACAAGCCAUUUAAUCCGUUACUAGGAGAGACAUAUGAAGCUGAUUACCCAGACAAGGGAGUACGUUUCAUCUCAGAAAAGGUUAGUCAUCACCCCAUGAUUCUUGCAUGCCACUGUGCUGGUCGAGGUUGGAAAUUUUGGGGAGAUGCGAAUUUAAAAAGUAAAUUCUGGGGUCGAUCAAUUCAACUUGACCCUGUUGGUGUCCUUACCUUGGAGUUCGACGAUGGAGAAGUUUUUCAGUGGAACAAGGUUACGACUUCCAUCUACAACAUCAUUAUUGGAAAACUCUACUGUGACCACUAUGGUACGAUGUAUAUCCGAGGGAAUCGAGAUUACUCCUGCAAGCUAAAAUUUAAGGAGCAGUCUAUUGUGGAAAGGAAUCCUCACCAGGUACAUGGACUCAUACAUGACAAGAGUGGAAAAAGAGUGGCAACAAUAUCUGGAAAAUGGGAUGAGAGUUUGCAUUACUCCAUGGGCGAUAGUUCGUCAGAAGAUGUAGGACAAGAUUCUGAAUCGAAGUCACAUUUGCUUUGGAAGCGAAGCAAACCAUCAAACUACCAAACAAAGUACAACUUUACGCGUUUUGCAAUCACCCUGAAUGAGCUCUAUCCUGAGCUUAAGCAAAAAUUGCCACCAACAGAUUCAAGGCUGAGACCAGACCAAAGGUUUCUUGAAAAUGGAGAAUAUGACAUGGCUGAUUCAGAAAAGUUGCGGUUAGAACAGAGGCAACGCGAGGCAUCAAAGAUGCAGGAAAGAGGCUGGAAACCAAGGUGGUUUGCAAAACCAAAAGGUAGUGAUACAUAUCAAUAUAAAGGAGGAUAUUGGGGAGCUAGAGAAACUGGUAAAUGGGAAUCAUGUCCAGAUAUUUUUGGUGAAAUAUCUCAAGAGAUUUGACCCCUAUUUCUUUCUUAUGAACAUCUUCUUGAUCCUUAUUCUCAUUGUUUUAAACACUGAACAAACAAAAUGGAAUUGGAACUGUACAUGAAAACUAAAACCACAAAAUGAGAGAGAGAAGAAAAAGCCCAUUUUCGCUUUUUUUUUUUGGUCGUUUUCUUUCUCUCCAAAGUCUUUUUUGUUUCCCAAUUCCUUACUCUGUCCUUUUUUUAAUGACUAUGGUGUCGGGGCCAGCUUGUGUGUGCCUCGCUAAUGGGAAGAAAUCACCUAGUGCUUUUUGUUUCUACUCGGACUUGAAUCUACGACCAUGAUUCUUUUUCAGUUCAUUGACCACUAAGCGCAAAUCUUCCUUAAAAUCCCAAAGGAGUAUUGUUUGAUUCUAGGACUUGUAAAAGAUUACACAUUGACAAUAUGCAAUUCUUUUUAUUAUACAUACUUGACCAUUCUUCUUUAGAUUACUAUAGAAUAAAUCUUGAAUUAAUCUUGUCCAUUUUUGUAAUAGCAACAUUAGUUUAUUUAUCUGUUUAUCUAGUAGUUUCUAGCUCUUUUAUGUACAUUGUAGCUUUGUGAUGCCUAAAAAGAGCAGCAAUUUUCUCAUUA
This is a messenger RNA of Nicotiana tabacum (common tobacco), 1569 nucleotides long. NCBI's taxonomy places the organism in Eukaryota, Viridiplantae, Streptophyta, Magnoliopsida, Solanales, Solanaceae. The record is from RefSeq and is a predicted model, not a curated record.